AUGGAAGCCAUUUUCCUGGUACGACAACUUAUGGAGAGAUACAGGGAGCAAAAGAAGAACCUGCAUAUGGUGUUCAUUGAUUUGGAGAAGGCCUAUGAUAAGAUACCACGGAAUGUCAUGUGGUGGGCCUUGGAGAAACACAAAGUCCCAGCAAAGUACAUUACCCUCAUCAAGGACAUGUACGAUAAUGUUGUGACAAGUGUUCGAACAAGUGAUGUCGACACUGAUGACUUCCCGAUUAAGAUAGGACUGCAUCAGGGGCAUCCUCAUUUAUGGUAUCCGAAUGCCCGAGAAAAGAAGCGCAAUGUAUUUUUGCAUGUUGGUCCUACAAAUAGUGGGAAAACACAUAAUGCCCUCAAACGAUUAGAAGCAAGCUCUUCAGGUGUGUACUGUGGACCUCUAAGAUUGUUAGCACGGGAGGUAGCAGAAAGAUUAAACAAAGCUAAUGUUCCCUGUAACUUGACUACUGGACAAGAAAGGGAAGAAAUUGAAGGUGCAAAGCAUAGCUCAGUGACGGUUGAGAUGGCUGAUGUGACGACUGAGUAUCAGUGCGCUGUUAUUGAUGAAAUUCAGGUAUGUAGUGAUCCACAUUUUAUGCACUCACUAGAAAAAUAUGAGCUUCAUGUUUGUGGUGACCCAGCUGUUGUCCCUAUUAUUCAGCGAUUGCUUGAAGCUACUGAUGAUGUGGUUACGAUUCAAUAUUAUGAGAGACUAUCUCCUUUGGUUCCUUUGAAGUCUACACUUGGGCCUUUUUCAAACAUCAAGGCAGGGGAUUGCAUGGUAACGUUCUCACGGCGUGAGAUAUAUAAGCUUAAGAGAAAAAUUGAAAUGGCGGGAAAUCAUCUUUGCUCUGUAGUCUAUGGCUCAUUACCACCAGAAACUCGAACGAAACAGGCGACAAUGUUCAAUGAUGAAGCCAGUGACCUUAAUGUGCUAGUGGCUAGCGAUGCUAUUGGAAUGGGUCUUAAUCUGAACAUUUCUAGAAUUAUUUUCUCUACACUGAAGAAGUUUGAUGGUAUCUGCACCAGGGAGCUGACUGUGCCUGAGAUCAAACAGAUUGCAGGCAGAGCUGGGAGAUAUGGGUCUAAAUUCCCAGUUGGCGAAGUGACCUGUCUAGAUGCUGAAGAUCUCCCGUUACUACACUCAUCCCUGAAGUCACCUUCUCCCAUUAUAGAGCGUGCUGGACUUUUUCCCACAUUUGAUUUAUUGUCCGUGUAUUCACGAUUACAUGGAACUGACUUUCUUCACCCUAUAUUGGAACGUUUCUUGGACAAGGCUAAACUGUCUCCGGACUAUUUUAUUGCCGAUUGCGAAGAUAUGCUGAAAGUUGCUGCUAUUGUUGAUGAGUUGCCUCUUGCGUUGCGUGAUAAGUACAUCUUUUGUCAAAGUCCAGUGGAUGUGAGGGAUGAUAUAUCUACUCAAGGAUUAACACAGGCAAACAUUUCUACCUCUAUUGUUUAUUUGUAUGUUUUUGUAGAAUUAGGAAACAGUUUCACUAAAAUUUUCAAGAUGCAGUUUGCAGAAAAUUAUGCAAAGAAAGGCAUAGUUCGGCUUAAAGAAAUAUUUACACCUGGAACACUGCGGGUGCCUACAACACACAAUCAACUCCAGGAGCUUGAAUCGGUUCACAAGGCAGUUUCUUUUCUGCAUUAUAUAAACUUCCAAGUUAAAAAUCAAACUUGGGAGUUCCAAGGAUGGUUGAUUGAAGAAUACCUUGAGAGGUCAGGAUGGCAGCAACAAGGACAAAGAAGGGUUUUGCGUACUCCACGGAAAAUGCGCCGAGAAUAUGAUGCGUUACAAUUGUAUGAUACAUCUCUUCAGAUGCCAUAUAUUAUUUGCAUUCUAAAAGAUUAA
Triticum turgidum subsp. durum (durum wheat) is the source of this 1854-nucleotide messenger RNA. Lineage: Eukaryota; Viridiplantae; Streptophyta; Magnoliopsida; Poales; Poaceae. The record is from the annotation of a GenBank genome assembly.